Phymastichus coffea is the source of this 1370-nucleotide messenger RNA. It is a transcript of the gene wap, whose product is annotated as DDB1- and CUL4-associated factor 7. Bases 330 to 1370 code for a protein of 346 amino acids. The transcript has 5 exons. Gene Ontology annotation, molecular function: protein binding. Gene Ontology annotation, cellular component: nucleus. Lineage: Eukaryota; Metazoa; Arthropoda; Insecta; Hymenoptera; Eulophidae. The record is from RefSeq and is a predicted model, not a curated record.
CGUCCUUUCAUACAGACAGUGUUCACUGUCGGCUUGGUUUUUUUUUAUUGACAGAGAGUUCACAACAACUCAGCAUACUUUUAUCUCCGGAUGAACAAUUGGAUCAUUGUUUUGCCGAGAAACAAUGGAGGAAAUUGAUAGUCCCAGAUCUUGCUAGACAUGCAAGCACCCAAUUCUCAAAAGUAAACUUACGCUAAAAAAAAUAUUGUUGUUGCUUGUAGGUUAGGCGUCGAUACACGAGUGGCUUGCUUUCAAAAUUUGUUUAACUUGUUGUAUCGCUAGAUAUUGUGAGUAGAAUCAGAAAAGAAUUAAUUUUCUAUAACUAAACAAUGGCACACCACAGUGGACCUCCAAAAAGAAAAGAAAUCUAUAAGUAUGAAGCACCAUGGUCUCUAUACAGCAUGAAUUGGUCUGUGAGGCCAGAUAAAAGGUUUCGACUUGCUCUGGGCAGCUUUGUUGAAGAGUACAAUAACAAAGUGCAAAUUGUAUCGCUCGAUGAGGAUACUUCUGAGUUUGUAGCAAGAAGUACCUUCGAUCAUCCAUAUCCUACCACAAAAAUUAUGUGGAUUCCUGAUAGUAAAGGACUAUUUCCUGAUCUCUUGGCUACCUCUGGUGACUAUCUAAGAGUAUGGAGAGCAGGUGAACCGGAAACACGGAUGGAAUGUGUACUAAACAAUAAUAAAAACUCAGAUUUCUGUGCACCUCUCACUUCCUUUGAUUGGAAUGAGGUGGAUCCAAAUUUGGUAGGAACAUCGAGUAUCGACACAACUUGUACUAUUUGGGGUCUUGAGACAGGUCAAGUAAUUGGUCGAGUGAAUCUUGUUUCAGGACACGUGAAAACACAGCUUAUCGCGCACGACAAAGAAGUUUACGACAUAGCAUUCAGCCGAGCGGGCGGUGGUCGAGAUAUGUUCGCGUCUGUGGGUGCCGAUGGUUCGGUACGCAUGUUCGAUUUGCGUCACCUUGAGCACUCCACUAUCAUUUAUGAAGACCCUCAGCAUACCCCACUUCUCAGGCUCGCCUGGAACAAGCAGGAUCCAAAUUAUUUGGCCACUGUUGCCAUGGAUGCUUGUGAGGUUAUCAUCUUAGAUGUUAGGGUGCCUUGUACACCUGUUGCUAGGUUAAAUAAUCACAGAGCAAGUGUUAACGGAAUAGCAUGGGCGCCACACUCUUCGUGUCAUAUUUGCACAGCUGGCGACGAUCAUCAAGCGUUAAUAUGGGAUAUUCAACAAAUGCCGCGAGCAAUUGAGGAUCCGAUUUUAGCCUACACGGCUGCUGAAGGCGAAGUUAAUCAAAUACAGUGGGGUGCGACUCAACCCGAUUGGAUCGCUAUUUGUUACAACAAAGCCGCGGAGAUUCUUCGAGUGUAA